AUGGCCAUGUUGAGACAUGUCGUCGGGACUUCUCGGCCAGCGUGGCAGAGUUCUCGCACUUGGCGCGGGUUUGCAACCACUGCUUUUACCGUACCUGCGCAGAACUCGACCCCAGAACAGACCUUAUUUGUGGCGGGGCUGAACGAGGGCAAGUUCUUUGGCCAGGACGGUGCCGAAGAAGCCCUCAAGAUGGUGGAGCGCAUUGCCGAUCACAGCCCAAAGUACACUUUGCUGUUCGGGAUUCCGGAAAGAAGGUAUGAAAACUUGGAGCAAGAUCAUCGCACCAAAGAUGGAAGGUUGACCCCAAGCCGGCAGUUGGAAGGAAUCCGGCAUUGUGAGAUGAUCCCGAUCAUGCAGGCUGGUAUGGUGGAUAAAUGUCCACGAAAGCCAAUUGGGCGAUCGGUCUACACAGAUCAGGUGCACGUGGCAUGGAUGUUGUGGACGCAUCCGAGGGAAGCUUUGAAAGUUUAUUGGGCUUUUUGGCGCAGAAAAAAUUACAAGGACCGGGAGUCGUGCAAGUUUUGGAUGACCCAUUUUCCGGCAUCUGCCUCCAUGUUCUUUGAGGAGCGUGCACACAUCAUCGCAAUCAGAGCCAUUGAGCACAUCAUGGAGUUGCGCAAGCAGGACCUCUUGUUGGGAGCCUUCGGACUUCCAGGUAUCUUCAGACUAAUUUGUGCUUGCUUUGUUUGCUCGUAA
Messenger RNA from Symbiodinium necroappetens, 696 nucleotides. Lineage: Eukaryota; Dinophyceae; Suessiales; Symbiodiniaceae. The record is from the annotation of a GenBank genome assembly.